UGGGAAAAACGGGAGACACUGGAAAGCAAUCAACAGGCACAACCCUAUAUUAAUUUCUGGAUCGCUUUUGUUGUGUUGUAUCUGGUUCAGUAUGUCUUGCGUAUCUGAAAGCUCGCAUCUCAACAAGUUCCUGCGCCAUCGAUACCUCAAUCUUCCCCAAGGAGACUUCUGUCUGGUUACUUAUGUCUGGAUCGAUAAUUGUGGCGUGGACCUAUAUAGCAAGACUCGAACCAUGGACUGUGAACCAAAAAUCCUAGCUGAUGUACCAGAAUGGGAUGUUGGUCUUGAGACUGAAGAAUCCAGCACUGAGAUGCUACUUAAUCCUGUCUGCAUGUUCAGGGACCCCUUCUUUCUGGAUCCAAACAAACUCAUCCUUUGUGAGGUGCUCAAACACACACGGGAACCUGCAGAGUGGAACCACCGUAACAGGUGUAACACGCUUAUGGAGAAGGUCAAAGAUCUUCACCCCUGGUUUGGCAUGGAGCAGGAAUAUACUCUACUGGGAGUGAACGGACACCCUUAUAGCUGGCCCAGACUUGGCUUUCCCAAACCACAAGGUUUGUAUAAUUCCAGUGUUGGUGCUGACAGAGCCUUUGGCAGAGACAUUGUGGACUGCCUUUAUAAAGCCUGUUUAUAUGCUGGCAUUAAAAUCAGUGGCACAAAAGCAGAGCACAUGCCCUCUCAGUGGGAGUACCAGGUGGGUCCAUGUGAGGGAAUUGAGAUAGCAGAUCAUCUGUGGAUGUCACGCUUUCUGCUGCACCGAGUGUGUGAAGAUUUUGGGGUGGUGGCCACCCUGGAUCCUAAACCCAUGGCGGGAGACUGGAACGGGGCCGGCUGCCACAUCAAUGUGAGCACAGCAUCCAUGAGAGAGGAAGGAGGAAUUGAGCACAUUGAGAAAGCCAUUGAGAAACUGAGUAAGAGACAUGAAGAGCAUAUUCGAGUCUACGACCCACAUGGUGGAGAAGAUAACAAGCGUCGUCUCACGGGUCGUCACGUGACCGCCGGCAUCCAUGAAUUCUCAGCAGGUGUUGCAAAACGCAGGGUCAGCAUUCGUAUCCCCUGUCGGGUCGCUCUGAAUAAAUGUGGUUACUUUGAGGACCGUCGUCCCGCCGCCAACUGUGACCCAUAUGUUGUGACCUGUGCAAUAGUUCGCACAUGCAUGAUAGAAGAGAAGAAAGAGAAAUAAUCAAAUGUUGAAUUUUAUUGGAAUUAAUGCAAAUUUAAACUUACAUAAUUUAAAUGAUUAGCAACGUAAUCAAUCACUAGUGCUAUUAUUACACUGUAAAACCCAACAGUCAACUUUAUCAAAUGAAAUGAGUGGAGUUAACUCAAAAUUUACUGAAAGUAAAUUCUACUUAUUUGAAAGGAGUUUUGAGCUCAGUGUUGAAGGUAAUGAGUUAAUUAAACACCUCAUUACUUCAACUUAAAUGGAGUUCACAGUACUCCUAUAGAUUAGUUUUUUAACUCAAAUGGUUUCUUGCAAAUGGUUUAGUUACCUUAACUUUUUGGGGUUUACAGCAUAGGCAGUAGCAAAAUUGACUUUAUUAUUUUUGCUAGUUGCUCUUCUCGACUCCCACAGAAGAUUUUGAGUGAACAUUAGAUUUGUGUAGGUGAGUAAAUGCUAUACUGUAUAUUGUGUUAAAGGGCUAGUUCACCCAAAAAUGAAAAUCUACUCACUAUUUACUCUUUUACCCUCAAGUGGUUAUAAACCUUUAUUCAAGAGUUCAUACUUAGCUGACGAUAGAUUAUUAAGCUUGUUUGGCAUGCUGUCCUGGGAGAGAACUCUGAGCUCAUAAGAUCCUCGAGCCCGGGGCUCCCUCCCGUUGCAGGGCAAGAGGGGAGUUUGAGCUCAGGUAGAUCUUGAGAACUCCCCUGCUGUAGUCGCUAAUGAACAGAUAGUGAUUGCUCUUUAGAGAUGACUACUUACUAGGAGCAUGUCUAUGGUGCCGAUUUGGAUUAGUCAAUUAACUUCAGUUGCAUGCUUUUGGACGGUGGGAGGAAACCGGGGAACCCGGGGGGAAACCAUGUAAGCAGUGCUAAGUAGGAGUAGGGGUGGAAGGGGGAUUCUUCAAAACGAAGAUGGCUGUGAUAUGGAGCUUAGGGUAUUUAUGUUUAUUUAUAGUUACUUAGGAAUCGUCUGAUUGGUGAAUCAUGAAUUGGCUAAUGAAUGACCAGCUGUGUUCCAUCAUAAGCAUGUGAUAAAUAAAUAAAUAUUACUAGGAUUGAGUGUAUCUUUCUUCUGCUGAACACAAGAUAAGAUAUUUUGAAGAAAGCUGAAAAUGUAUGGAACGCGUUUCGGCAGAGAUCUGCCUUCAUCAGGGUAUACUGUUUACCCUGAUGAAGGCAGAUCUCUGCCGAAACGCGUAGGUUUCUUUUAAGAUUAAGCCAUGUGAAUAAAGGCUGUUUAAAUUUUCCACAUAUUCCAAGUGCCUUGGACUAAUUUCUGUUGAUGUUUUGAUGAAUCCCUCACCCAAAGAGCACCGAUAAAAUAUUUGAGUUACCCCUGAGCGCUUUUUAUUUGUUUUUCUGGAUGUAUGGAACUCUUUGGAAGUGGUUACAGGUUUUCAGCUUUCUUUAAUAUAUUCCUUUUUUGUUCAACACUAUAGAAAGAAACAGGUAUGGAAACAAGUAAACGGUGAGUUAAUGUGGACAGAAUAUUCAUUUUGGGUUAAGUUCAAGUCUGUUUUUAAGCUCCAUGAGAUGAGGCAUACACAU
Molecule: messenger RNA, 2715 nt
Organism: Danio aesculapii
Lineage: Eukaryota; Metazoa; Chordata; Actinopteri; Cypriniformes; Danionidae
Product: glutamine synthetase-like
Exons: 6
Coding region: 92-1186 (364 amino acids)
Cellular component (GO): cytoplasm
Molecular function (GO): glutamine synthetase activity
Source: RefSeq, a predicted model, not a curated record